Messenger RNA from Drosophila navojoa, 1121 nucleotides. RefSeq names its product RNA polymerase I and III subunit C (gene Polr1C). Gene Ontology annotation, biological process: DNA-templated transcription. The record is from RefSeq and is a predicted model, not a curated record. Lineage: Eukaryota; Metazoa; Arthropoda; Insecta; Diptera; Drosophilidae. Gene Ontology annotation, molecular function: protein dimerization activity. Gene Ontology annotation, cellular component: RNA polymerase I complex; RNA polymerase III complex.
CGCAUCUCUGAUUGUUUUGACAACAACCACGUGCGGCAGAGUCGACGGUUGUGCUUGCAUCUUUUUGAUUUUUGUGAAUCGCAAACGUUUUAAAAUGCCUGGCCAUAAAAAGCAACCGUUGCUCUACAUGGAGGAGUACAGAACAAAGCAGGAUCCACAAGAUUAUGGGCUGGCAGACGAGGUCUUCAAUAUGGACGUUUUUAAAAGCAAACUGCAAGUGGUAAUCGUACGAAAUGAUGAAGAGCAUGGCUUGGAAUUUGAUUUGAUUGGCGUCUAUCCAGCGAUCGCGAACGCUUUUCGUCGCUUGAUGCUCAGCGAGGUACCCAGCAUGGCCAUUGAAAAGGUUUAUAUAUACAACAACACCUCGAUCAUCCAAGACGAGGUGCUGGCCCAUCGUAUGGGUUUGAUCCCGCUUCGAGCAGAUCCUCGCCUGUUCGCCUAUCGCACCGAGGAGAGCACGGAUCAGGGCACCGAACAGGAUACGCUGGAAUAUGAGCUGAAGGUGAAAUGCACGCGGCGUAAGGAUGCAAGCAAGGAUCAAUCAAACUUUGAUGAUAUCUAUAAGAAUCACAAGGUCUAUUCAGGGCACUUGAAGUGGCUGCCCAAGGGCAAACAAGCACAGAUUUAUAGCGAAAGCAGCGUUGGCUGCAUCCAUGAGGAUAUAUUAAUUGCACAGCUGCGUCCAGGACACGAGUUGGAUCUACGUCUGAUUGCUGUCAAGGGCAUUGGAAAAGAUCACGCCAAGUUCUCGCCAGUGGCCACCGCCUACUAUCGCCUGCUGCCACAGAUAAAACUCACUAGAGAAGUGCGGGGCAAAGAUGCCUAUCUGCUGCAGAGCUGUUUCUCACCCGGAGUCAUCGGCAUCGAUGAGAAUGAGUGCGCCUAUGUGAAGGAUGCACGCUACGACAGCUGCAGUCGUAAUGUGUUUCGGUAUCCUCAUCUGGCCGAUGCUGUCACUAUGGGUCGUGUGCGUGAUCAUUACAUCUUCACUGUCGAAUCUGUGGGAGCCCUGAAACCGGAAGUAAUAUUCCUGGAAGCCGUUCGAGUGUUGAAGAAAAAGUGUCGCAGUUUUAUCGAUGAAAUCGAGGCGGAAUAAACAAAACAUUUAUUUCGGUGUAUAA